This is a messenger RNA of Xiphias gladius (swordfish), 7512 nucleotides long. RefSeq names its product phospholipase C, gamma 1 (gene plcg1). The record is from RefSeq and is a predicted model, not a curated record. The transcript has 33 exons. The coding region runs from base 318 to 4262 and encodes 1314 amino acids. Gene Ontology annotation, molecular function: protein binding; calcium ion binding; phosphatidylinositol-4,5-bisphosphate phospholipase C activity. Lineage: Eukaryota; Metazoa; Chordata; Actinopteri; Istiophoriformes; Xiphiidae. Gene Ontology annotation, biological process: positive regulation of epithelial cell migration; phospholipid catabolic process; phosphatidylinositol-mediated signaling.
UUGCGUAGUCUUGCCACGGCUCUCGCUGUCUGCCUGUCUCUCUCUAUGGACGGCCGGAGGGGGAGAAGGGGAAACUGGGAUUGUCGUCGUCGGGACCGCGGCGCCCUGGCGAUGAUUUGAUCACGGAAAACCGGGGUGCGGGGGGAAAAAGGAGAGGGAGAAAGACGACGGGAGCGCGAGAGGAGAGAGAGGAGCAGCAGCCUCGGCCGUUGGAGAUGUACGGUCGGCCCGAGAUUGCGGCGGUAGGUAUCCCUGUCUAGGCCUGGACUGAGCAGAUUGUUCUGAGAGGAAACGGAUAACAAACAGGGGAAGUGAACAUGGCAGGGACCUCGGGCUUCUUUUCCAACGGGCCUGUUCCGUGGAUGGACAACGAUGCGGAGAUGAAUAACCUGUACCGAGACCUGGAGCUGGGGACAGUACUGACACUGUUUUAUUCAAAGAAGUCCCAGCGGCCAGAGAGAAGGACAUUUCAAGUCAAGCUGGAGACCAGGACUAUUAUCUGGACUCGGGGCACGGACAAAAUAGAGGGAGAGAUUGACAUCCGAGAGAUCAAGGAGAUCAGGCCUGGACAGAAGUCCCGGGACUUUGAGCGUUAUGUGGAGGACUCAGCAGCGCGGCUUGACCAAGCUCACUGCUUUGUCAUUCUGUAUGGCACCGAGUUUCGCCUUAAAUCACUCAGCCUGGCAGCAACAUCUGAUGAGGAGAUGACCAUGUGGGUGAAGGGGUUAAACUGGCUUGUCGCUGACACGCUGAAGUCACCGACACCUCUUCAGAUAGAGAGGUGGUUACGCAAGCAGUUCUAUGCGGUUGAUCGUAACACAGAUGACAGGAUAUCCUGUAAGGAUCUGAAGAGCAUGCUGAGCCAGGUCAACUACAGGGUGCCCAACAUGAGGUUCCUCCGAGAGAAACUUCCGGACUCAGAGAUGAGAAAUGGAGACGUGUCUUUCAGUCAGUUUGCCCAGCUCUAUCGCAGCCUCAUGUUUGAUGCUCAGAAAAACAUGGAGAUCCCAUUUCUACAAAGGUUCACUGACAGACCAGAACAGAGGAUCUCCCUAGAGGACUUCAAGAGUUUCCUCCUGGAGUCUCAAAAGGAAAUGUGGGCUACAGACAACAACAAGGUUCAGGAGUUUAUGUUCGGCUACCUGAAAGACCCCCUGAGAGAAGUGGAGCAGCCUUAUUUCCACCAAGACGAGUUCCUGACGUACGUUUUCUCCAAAGAGAACACCAUCUGGGAUUCCACCCUGGACCAAGUGUGUCCUGAGAAUAUGAACAACCCCUUGUCCCACUACUGGAUCUCCUCUUCGCACAACACCUACCUGACGGGAGACCAGUUUUCCAGUGAGUCGUCCCUGGAGGCGUAUGCUCGCUGUCUGAGGAUGGGCUGCCGCUGUAUUGAAUUGGACUGCUGGGAUGGUCCUGACGGAAUGCCAGUCAUCUACCACGGACACACUCUCACAACAAAAAUCAAGUUCUGUGAUGUACUGACCACCAUCAAAGAGCAUGCCUUUGUCACAUCCGACUAUCCCAUCAUCCUGUCCAUCGAGGACCACUGCAGUAUUGUCCAGCAGAGGAAUAUGGCCACUUACUUUAAGAAGGUGUUUGGAGACAUGCUGCUGACCAAGGCGGUGGAUAUCGCAGCAGACGGCCUUCCCUCACCCAACCAGCUCAAGAGGAAAAUCCUCAUCAAGCAUAAGAAGCUUGCAGAAGGCAGUGCCUAUGAAGAGGUGUCCACCUCCACUCCCUACUCAGAGAAUGAUAUCAGCAACUCCAUCAAAAAUGGCAUCCUUUACCUGGAAGACCCCAUUAAUCAUGAGUGGUACCCUCAUUUCUUUGUCCUGACCAGCAGUAAGAUCUACUACUCAGAAGAGACCUCCAAUAACCAGGGUAACGACGAUGAGGAGGAGCACAGAGAGGUGUCCAAUGGUAUGGACCAGCACGUGACAGAGAAAUGGUUCCACGGGAAGCUGGGUGCAGGGCGGGACGGGCGGCAGAUAGCCGAGAGGCUGCUGUCUGAGUACUGUCUGGAGACCGGAGCUCCUGAUGGCUCCUUCCUGGUCCGAGAGAGCGAGACCUUUGUGGGAGACUACACGCUGUCAUUCUGGCGUUCAGGGCGGGUGCAGCACUGUCGUAUCCACUCUCGUCAGGAGGCAGGCAGCCCCAAGUUCUACCUGACUGACAACCUAGUGUUCGACACGCUCUUUGCCCUGAUCACCCACUACCAGCAGGUGGCACUCCGCUGCAAUGAGUUUGAGAUGAAGCUGACCGAGCCAGUGCCUCAGACCAAUGCCCACGAAAGCAAAGAGUGGUACCACGCCAACCUCUCCAGGAGCCAUGCUGAGAACAUGUUGAUGAGGGUUCCUCGUGACGGGGCUUUCCUUGUCAGGAAGAGGGCAGAACCCAACUCCUUUGCCAUUUCCUUCAGGGCUGAGGGCAAGAUAAAGCACUGUCGUGUGCAGCAGGAGGGGCAGACCGUGGUGCUGGGCACCUCAGAGUUUGACAGCCUAGUAGAUCUCAUCAGCUACUAUGAGAAGCACCCUCUGUACCGCAAAAUGAAGUUGCGUUACCCCAUCAAUGAGGACACACUGGAGAAGAUAGGCACUGCUGAGCCAGACUACGGGUCGCUGUACGAGGGCAGGAAUCCAGGAUUUUAUGUGGAGGCCAACCAAAUGCCAACUUUCAAGUGCACGGUGAGAGCCAUGUACGAGUAUAAAGCGCAGAGAGACGAUGAGCUCUCCUUCACCAAGAACGCCAUAAUCUCUAAUGUGGACAAACAGGAAGGAGGAUGGUGGAAGGGUGACUGUGGAGGGAAAAAACAGCUGUGGUUUCCUGCCAACUACGUGGAGGAGAUCAGUCCAUCAGCGGCAGAGCCUGACAGAACUGAGAUGACAGAGAACAGCCCUCUGGGAGAUCUGCUUAGAGGAAGUGUGGACGUGUCUUCCUGUCAGAUUGUUGUGCGUCAAGAUGGGAAGGGUAGCAGGCCCCACGUCUUCUCCCUUGUGCCAAAUACUUCCAUGCGGACAGGCCCAGUGCUGGACGUCGCUGCCAGCAGCCAAGAAGAGCUCAAGGAAUGGGUGUUCAAGAUCCGUGAGGUCACCGUGACCUCAGAGGCCAAGCUGGAAGAGGGGAAGAUGAUGGAGAGGAGGAAGAAGAUUGCACUGGAAUUAUCCGAGCUGGUCAUCUACUGUAGGCCUGUGCCAUUUGAUGAAGAUAAGAUUGGCACAGAGCGGGCCUGUUUCCGGGACAUGUCAUCCUUCCCCGAGACCAAGGCAGAGAAGUACGUCAACAAGAUCAAGGGAAAGAAGUUCCUGCAGUACAAUCGGCUACAGCUGUCCAGGAUCUACCCCAGAGGCCAGAGACUAGACUCCUCUAACUAUGACCCACUGCCGAUGUGGCUCUGUGGGUCCCAGCUGGUUGCACUCAAUUUCCAGACAGCAGACAAGCCCAUGCAGAUGAACCAGGCCCUGUUCAUGUUGAACGGAAGGAGCGGCUACGUCCUUCAGCCGCCCAUCAUGAGGGACGAUAACUUUGAUCCAUUUGACAGACAUACACUACGAGGCCUUGAACAAAUCUCUCUAGAGAUAGAGGUUUUGGGCGCCCGCCACCUGCCCAAGCAUGGACGUGGCAUAGUUUGUCCUCUGAUCGAGAUCGAGGUGUGCGGGGCAGAGUACGACAGUGCCAAGCAAAAAACAGACUCAGAAGCUGACAACGGUCUGAACCCCACGUGGCCCCGGAAGCCAUUCCAUUUCACAGUCUGCAACUCUGCGUUUGCCUUCCUACGCUUUGUGGUUUAUGAGAUUGACAUGUUCAAUGACCAAAAUUUCUUGGCUCAGGCCACAUUCCCCAUUCAUGGUCUCAAGACAGGUUACCGGUCAGUACCUCUGAAGAACAGCUACAACGAGGAUCUGGAGUUGGCGUCUCUGUUAGUCCACAUGGACAUCAUCAGAGGCAGGGAUGAAAACGGAGAAGUUCUGAGCCCGUUUCUUGCGGUCGGGGCCAUGUCAGUGUCAGCGUCUGCUCAAGCAGGGCGGGAACGUUUGGGGGAGUUAAGCUCGCCGUCUUCGACUUCCUCCAGCAUGUCUGCUCUGCCCCAGUCGCCGGCCCAGGCCAUUGCCUACAGGGGGAGGGAGGGCUCCUUUGAAUCCCGCUACCAGUCCCCUCUAGAUGACUUCAGGGUGUCCCAGGAGACACUGUUGGACCACAUGGACCCACAGAACAGAAGGAUGUUGCGGAGGACCAGAGUGGGCGGAGAGAACCGUGUCUAAGUCCAAGCCAAUCAGGACGCAUUUCUGUUGCACCCCGCCCCCCGCCCCCCCUCACCCAGUCGCCUCUCCCUGUACUGAUGAUGUCACUGACUGCUGUGAACACUGUUUCCAUGGAAACGCCCACCACCGCUUUGGCCUACAUUUCAGGCAGCUCUCCCUCCCUCAAUUCUCCAACACCCACCCCUCUCUCUCCCUCUCUCCCCUCCCUGCCGCCCAGCCUCCCCGCCACAAGCCUGACGAGAAGUAGGGACUCGGACAUAAGAGGAAGGGGGUGGGCGCCGAGAGGAAGAAGACCGCUGCGGACAGGAAGAAGAGACGGACAUUCAGGGGAGAACAAAAACCAGGCUGAACAAGUUCCCGCUCUGGACUGGUCGUUUUGCGCGGCGGGUUGUCCUCUCUUGUGUGUUAGGUGUGCACAACAGCUGCUUAGUUUGGAGGCUAAGAGGAGGGAAAGAGAGAGCUCUAAAAGAUAUGAGUUUGAAACUGUUUCCAGGUUAAGUUUCUUUGCGCUUCUCUAUUUGGCGUAUAUGAAUAUAUAUAUUUAUUCCUGCAAUGCUGUUGGCCAGAGAACAGCAGCAGCUGACCUGCUCUCAAAGAGCUCCUGUCUCCAUGUUUUUAAUUAUUAUAAUUAUUUAAACCUUUAAACAUUCAUAAUGUGAUUAUUUUUUUCCUUUUUUUUUUAAUGUAUAUGGUAUAUGUGUAAAACACGAGGGCUCUCUACGGCUAUUUUUAAUGUCUCUCUCUUCUCUGCUUUGUGGAGGAACGCGUCUCCUGUCUAACACCCUAAUCCUGGAGGGAUAUUUAAUUCUUUUUUUGGAGGCAUCAGGAAGAAGUCAUAACCUGUUUGUGUUGGAAGCAGUGCGAGAGAAGGCAGCAUCAUGUCAUGUCUGCACACACAAACACACACAGCCAGGCUUUUUUUUUUUCUUUUUUCUUUUUUAAUUUCUAACUUACAUUCCAGAAAACUGCACAUCAUUCCAUUUUCCUGCAUUGCAGGCGCCUUUACAAGCCAGUCUGACACAUUGAAACAUUUGUCUCCCUCACUGAAAGUCUUACUCAUCAGUGAUCAUGUCUUUAGCGAAUCGAACGCCUCACUGUGUGAUAAAGCGGGACCAGGGGUACAUGUUGACUCUAAGAGGGGUUGUGUUCUGAGUCUUGAAAGGUAAUUGUGCUCAAAACUGUCUUUUUUUGUUUUUGUUUUUUUCCUCACUUUCAGGUUUUUGCUUUUAGCAUCUUCCCCUACGUUUACGGGCGCUUGUUUUAAUGGCAGCGCAGUUGUUCAGUUGUUGUCAAUCAAGGGAUAGUUCACAGGGCUGCAAGCUAAAACAAUUCUGCUGGAUAAUGUGAUCAAUUUUUGGAAUACCGAAGUGGUUUGAGGAACACAAUUAUGUACUUGCAUUUUAAAACAUUUUUCAUUCGAAACGGAACAUGGUAAAUGUUUCAAUUUUGUCUGUAUACAUUGAAUGCUGUAAUUAUAGAAACUGGCGAUGGGGAUUGUAGUACAAUUACAUGUUUAACUGUGCAGUCCUGUGUUCCCAGGAUUUAUAUUUGAAUGUUUUGGAACUGUGGAUCUUUUUACCGACAUUUCAAGUCUUAAUACAAAAUGAUGGCCCAUUUAUUCAGUGUUUUAAUUUUUGUUGCCAGUGGCUGUAACUGUAACUGACACAACUCUGUCAGUCUUUUAAUUCAGUGUUUUUUAGAAGUAUGUUUUGGUACCAACAGACGUCUCCUCCGACGUGGUUUUGAGGUCCUAAGCAAAGGGGUUCUACUGCGACCAGCUUGUUGUAGUUUUAAUUUAACAUCUGUAAAAUAGGAGUUUCCCAUGUUUGAAUGAGAAAAGAAAUUCAGUAUUGUUGACAAAUGGUGAGAAAGUUAGAAGGUUUGCAUUGCCAGAGUAAGACAAAAAGAAAUCAUUCUAUAUUGUGCUGUUAUGUUCUGCAGCACCACACAGACAUAAGGGACCUUUUGUGUUUGUGCGGCCAUGAUGUUCUGGUGAGCUUUGUGAAAGCAUUAAGCUGCUUACCAGAAAACCUGUGGGGAUUUUAAGUCACACUGCCAUGAGAUACAGUUAAAAUGCCACUGCCCAUGAAUUUAUGCAUGAUGAAAUGUGCAAAAAUGGAGACUUUGUGUAAACAACCGGCUCAAAGUAAAUGCUACACCUCACAAUCCAUCUUUCCCAACUUUAGAUCCUCAUUCUGGCUUCUACUAAUACAUGUUAAUCUAACUUGGCAUUAAGACUUCUCUUGAGGUAAAUGUUGGUGCCCUUAAAUGUGCGGAGAGUUGUCAUUUCCUGCGCUUGUGGUGUGAGUGUCUGUUUGGGAGGAACGGGCCAAGUCUAAGCUUCAGCCCUUGUUGUAGAUUUGUUUCCAUGGCUGAUGUGUGACAAAGGUGCCUGGGGCGUAGAGUUCUGGGCCUUCAGUGGGCCCAUAUAACCGAUGGUGUUAUCUUUCCAGGUUUGUAUUAAACAGUGUUCUCUGUUUGUAUGUGAUGACUAUACGAUGUAAACUCAGUAUUCUUGCUCAGUGUUUGACCACUGAGAAACACCUAAGCCAUAUGGUAUGAUUUAAGGUAAAAGCAGGGACAGGAGUGAAUACUUGAGGUCUCACUGAAUAUUUUUGGCAUCUUUUUUGUGAUUGCAUGCCAAUAUUAAUCCCAAAGCUCCUCCAUAUUACAUUUGUUUUUCCUCCAGUGGUUGAUGAAUGGUCUUUGCGGAGAGCUCUCCCUCCAAUGCUGCAUUUCUCUUAUUGCUGACCUGUCUGCUAGCGUCUUUGUGCCUCCGUCUGCUUACACAUCACAUUAAAGCCACAUCAUUCACCUGCCCUGCUGGGCUUAAAGCACCUGCACAGCCAUGGUACACCCACACAGGUGUUGUCACUCAUUUUGACUGGUUGGACCUCCUCUCAGCACUGUGUGAGCACGGACCAUGGACCAUGUUUGAUUGACAUGUCCCUGACUCUCCUGUUUGGUUUGUUGUACUCUUUAUCGGGGGACAAUAAACUGUAAAGAGGUCAAAUCAAACAGAAUAACCAGGAAUACCUGUUGUUGGUGUACAGGGCCCUUACGUGUCAUUUGUUAUCGCCUUUUUUUUUUUUCCUCCAACCUCGUCUGUUUUGUUACUGACAGUCUCAUUUACAGUCGUCUUUCUGUAAUGUGCCUAAACUAUGGAGAGGAAAAGUAUUCAUUUUAAUUUUGCCUUUCAUAUGAAACAUAUUCAAGCCUGAAAAGUAAAUAAAAUACUUACUACUUUAUA